Molecule: messenger RNA, 1737 nt
Organism: Racocetra persica
Lineage: Eukaryota; Fungi; Glomeromycota; Glomeromycetes; Diversisporales; Gigasporaceae
Source: the annotation of a GenBank genome assembly
AAAACAAUUUCUCUUGAAAUAAUUUUAGAUGACUUUAACGGUAUUAUGCAUGGGAAUCCGGAAGAAUCUUUAGGAUGUAAAUUGAAAGGGAAAUUGGUUCUCAAAAUUCAAAAGACUAUUUCUCCAAAACAACUAUUGUUUGUAUUUGUUGGAAAGUCAACGGUUUCUUGUGGACUUUUAGUGUCUUCUUCAAAUCCAGAAUAUCGCGAGUCACAUACAAUUUAUCGAAAGCAAUGUGUAUUUCAUAAUUCUCGAUCAUCAAAUAGGAAAAUUCCUCCCGGAACUUAUGAAUAUGGUUUCGACUUUGAUAUUCCUGGUAAUUUACCAUCUUCAUUUAAAGGAGCUCGUGGAAAAAUCGAAUAUUCUUGUAAUGCGAUCCUUUCUCGCCCAUUAUUCCAUAGCAAUAUAUUGGUAAAAAAACCAGUUAUUCUAAAAAGAUGUCUUAUAAAUGAUGCAAUACCAUUAUCUAAUCUAUCAAAUUUUGCCGAAGGAGUUUUGGAUAGUCGAAUUCAAUUUCAGAUUAGUACUCCGAUAAUGGCUUUUCGUGAAGGUGGUUUAGUCUCUGCAAAAUUAAAUUUAAAACCUUUGGAUUCGGAUUCUUUUAUUGAAUCUAUUGAAUAUGGAUUAAAAGAACAAACUCAUUAUCAUACAACUGAAAGUUACACGAGGACUUUUGUUGCUAGUGUUAAGGAAGAUAAAUUCCCACUUGGAAAGAAAACAAUAAGUUUAGAUCAACUAUUUCAUGAUUCUUCCGAUCCUAUAUCUAUUGAUUUUCGACUUUGCCCUUGGGUUAAUUGUGAUUUAGAUUCUCAAUUAAUCAAUGUUAAACAUAAACUUGCAGUAACAAUUAAAGUUGUUGGGAAUAUUUCAUCUGAUAAUUCUACUGAUAAUGAUGACUUGGAUUCUCAAGACAAUGAUUCUACUUCUCAUAUUGGUCGUAGAUUUUCUUCUCCUGCUGGUUCUCCCUCAACCGAUCUUAAUUCACGACGUAGAUCUUUUCGUACUCUCUCUUUAUUGCCUCCAAAGUCCAGAACAUUCUCUAUUUCUAGUUACUUACAGUCACAUAAAAAAUCUGUACGAAAUUCUAGAAAUGAACAAUUACCUGAUAAUAUUAAAUUCUUGAAUUUUGAAAUCCCUUUAAUUAUUACUACAAAAUCUGAUAUACCAAGGCAACAAGCUCCUUCUUAUAGUUCGGUUGAUGAACCACCUGCAUAUAUUUAUGCUUCGAUGAUACCUCCUCCACCCGAAUAUUGUUAUUCGGAAUCUAUUACUGAUGAGAAAUUUUUAUCGCGUUUUCUGAAUCCUGAAAUGACUGUUAAAACAUCUACUUUGUUUAAAUAUGAAAAACCAUUAAGUCCACAUCUUGCCGUAAAUAAAAAUUUGGUGCCUAAAGAUGAUGAUGUAUUACUAGCUACAAAAAAGUAUAUAAUUGAAUGCGCGAUCGAUUCUAGUCUCGAUGAAGGAACAUUAUUUUUAGAAACAGCAGGGGGAACUAUUCAAUCCGAAUUUUAUAGACCUCUCCGUCUUCCAACAAUUUUAAUCGGUGAUAGUAAACUAGGUGGAAUAUCAACUACAAUUUCUUCCUUUGAAUCCUUACGUUUACGUGGAUAUGAUAUACCAAUAAAAUAUUUUGGUGAUCUUGAUGAAGAGUUUAGUAAUGUCUUGAAAAUUUUGGAAAAUUGGCAUUAUGAAAGAUUUAAUAGAUUAGAUGAGAUGGCGGAUCGUAGUAAAGAAGUU